Messenger RNA from Trichosurus vulpecula (common brushtail), 1473 nucleotides. It is a transcript of the gene TEKT3, whose product is annotated as tektin 3. The record is from RefSeq and is a predicted model, not a curated record. Bases 1 to 1473 code for a protein of 490 amino acids. Gene Ontology annotation, biological process: cilium movement involved in cell motility; cilium assembly. Lineage: Eukaryota; Metazoa; Chordata; Mammalia; Diprotodontia; Phalangeridae. The transcript is spliced from 7 exons. Gene Ontology annotation, cellular component: nucleus; microtubule cytoskeleton; sperm flagellum.
AUGGAGCAAUUAGGAUCUACCUUGACGGCAACUUACGCCCACCCUAGCCCAACACCUCCCAAUUUUCUACCAGCCAUCAGUACCAUGGCAUCAAGUUAUAAGAAUCGAUUUCCUCACUACUCCUUGACUCAUAGCUUGAGCCUUCCAUGGAGGCCAAGCACAUAUUAUAAAGUAGCUUCCUGUUCACCUACUUUAGCUCCAUUAUCCAAAGGAGCUGAGGGCUUAUGUGAGAACAGGAUGCUUCCCUUUGUUUCUAAUAGAACAGCACUUUUCACAAGAUAUACACCAGAUGAUUGGUACAGAUCCAACCUAACAAAUUACAAAGAGUCUGAAAGUUCCAGACAUAAUGCAGAAAGACUGAGAGUAGAUACAUAUCGGAUGAUUCAAGACAAAGACCAACAAACAAGAACCACCCAAUCAGAUACCACCAAAAACUUAGGAGAAAGAGUCAAUGACAUUGGAUUUUGGAAAUCAGAACUCGUUCAUGAGUUGGAUGAGAUGAUUGGAGAAACAAAUGCUCUUACAGAUGUUAAGAAAAGGUUGGAGAGAGCUUUGGCUGAAACAGAAGCACCUCUUCAGGUCGCUCAAGAAUGUUUAUUUCAUAGAGAGAAAAGGAUGGGCAUUGAUCUUGUUCAUGAUGAGGUGGAAAAGCAACUCUUGACAGAAGUUGAUGUUAUUAAAUCUUGUCAAGAAAGAAUGAAGCAACAUCUGGACAAGGCUAUUGCUCAACUUGCAGCUGACAGAGCAUCCCAACAUGAGCUUGAGAAGGAUCUCAGUGAUAAACAGACAGCCUUUCGAAUUGAUGAUAAGUGUCACCAUCUGCGAAAUACCUCAGAUGGUAUUAGUUAUUAUAGAGGUGUGGAACGGGUCGAUGCUACGAUCUCAGUGCCAGAAUCAUGGGCCAAGUUUACUGAUGACAACAUUCUGCGUUCUCAGAGUGAAAGGGCAGCUUCUGCCAAACUGAGAAGUGAUACUGAAAACCUAUUGGUUGUGACUGCAAAUGAGAUGUGGAAUCAAUUCAAUACAGUCAAUGUUGCUCUUGCCAAUCGCAUUUCUGAGACAGGAGAUGCCAAAAAUAAGAUUCAGAUGCAUUUAGGAAAGACACUACAAGAAAUCUUCCAAACUGAAAUGACCAUAGAAGCAAUCCAAAAAGCCAUUCGGAACAAAGCAGCAUCUUUGAAGGUGGCACACACUAGACUGGAUGAGCGUACAAGAAGACCAAAUGUAGAACUGUGCCAAGAUACAGCCCAACUACGCCUUGUUAAUGAGGUUCAUGAAAUUGAUGACACAAUCCAGAGUCUGCAGCAGCGACUGAGAGAUGCUGAGGACACCCUACAAGCACUGGCCCAUGCCAAAGCUACGCUGGAACAUGACCUGGCUGUCAAAUCAAACUCUCUCUUUAUUGACCAGGAAAAAUGCAUGGGAAUGCGCAAAAACUACCCUAGCACUCUCAGGCUGGUGGGAUACUCAUAA